CAGCUCAACCACCCACUCUUUAAAAUAUGCGCAAUCGCCGUCUAUCUAAACACCACAAAACCGGCUUCGGUUCUGUUGAAUUUCAUUUCCCACGAUACUUCGUCCGCAGCUUGUCGAACGUCAGCGUAGCCAGCAUAGGCCAGUGCUUGGGAGAUUAGUUUGGUCAGAGUGUGAAUGUUGCCGAUCCGUAGCAACUCCCUCGUUUCGGCAUUGUUUUUCGGUAUUGUUUAAGUUAUGUGACGAAUACGCAUUGGUAGCCGGAACACUGCUGGAAUGUAGUAUUAAAACAUUGAAGUCGCAGUAAUUAUAGUGCGAUUCAAGUGGACCAACCAAGUGAUGCACCAAACUGUUGGAAGCUGUGCUCGGGAAAAGUUAUCAAUGGGCUUUGUAAUCAUCUCUAAACCCUUCAUUCCGUCGCUCUGCUGAGAUCUGCUCUCGUUUCGUGACUAUUCCUAGUGAUCUUCUAGAAGAAAAGAAGAAAAAAAUACGAACAUUAACGCCCAAAAGAACCCGCCCGUGGAGCACGAUAUACAUCCAUUCAUCGUGAAAAGAAUCGCGUGGCUACGAUUACACUCGAACCAUUCUGGUGAGCGCGCCAAUAGGCCACGUGUACCGGAGAGAAUUGAAAGUAAAACUUGACCACCUGAUGAGCUAGGCGCCUCGGGCGAAAACACAUUGUGGCGUAUUUCCCGAAGCAAUCUGAAGAACAGUAACAACCCGCACGCCUUCCUAUCUGCCCCCGUGCCUAAUUCCUAAUUCGAUCUCGUCCACGACACAGUGACGACGAAAGAGCUGAUAAAUAGUAAAACGGCGAAAGGUGAAUGAAUCUGUGGCUGAGUUAGCGUGCACGCGGCCACAUCGGACACAGCGGUGGACUCGGGUGUCGUGGGACGGUCCUCAGCAUUUUCGUCGCCGUUUCAGAGAGGGUGUCCGAAAAGAUUUCUCCUGCGUCGGUGGUGAAGUGGCUGUGGUUACGGUGCAGACGGUUCAGAGAUUACGUAUAGCUCCAGAAACACAAAGUCUCAGCCCUGUCCAGUGCUAACCUGUUUUCAAUCGUAUUCCACCAUUUGCGGGUGAACGUGCGUAUGCGCGCUAGCAUUGCCGUUCGUCAGAUCGUGCGAAGAAGGUCCACCAGUGGUUGCUACGGAGAUAGAGCGUGAUAAUUGAUGAGAUAGUGUUUGGAGAUUCGUAGAAACGAUUUGAACCUUUUUUGUGAUGCCACAAUACGCCUUAUACAUCGUUUGUUGAAUGCGAUCGUCGAUUGAUUGUUGCCCCAUUCGGGAGUCUGUGAUUUUGAACAUCCAAGCAAGCAUUGUCAGUGUAACCAUGGUGUCGAACGUGUGAUCAUCAUUACAAGCGUGGUAUCGUGAUCCAGGGAAAACAAUCACCUGUUUGCGAGUGAAAGAAAGUUCGAAAUAAUCCAUUUGUUCCGAAGAAAACGAUUGACUAAACCGAACCUUAAAAAUGGAAACAAAUUUAGUGCGCGUGCUGGAGGGACAGUAUCUGGAUGAGUUAACAAGCGAGUUGUGCGAUUUUACGCUGGAAGAACAAAAUGCGGCCACCGAAGCGCAAGGCGUGAAACCGCUGGCCUCGUCAGAUUACAUACCGAUCGUCGGCAAAACGGUCACGUAUGUCGUAGCCUGCGUGAUCGUAAACGACAGCAACGAGGUGCUGAUGAUGCAGGAAGCAAAAGAAUCGUGUGCUGGCAAGUGGUACUUACCGGCCGGCCGUAUGGAACCGGGUGAAACGAUCAUCGAGGCGGGCGUAAGGGAAGUGCUGGAAGAAACGGGCCUAAAGGUGGAAAUCACUACACUGCUAGCGGUGGAAACCGCCGGUGGAUCGUGGUUUCGUUUUGUGCUCACCGGCAACGUGAUCGGUGGUGAACUGAAAACACCUUCCCAAGCCGACCAGGAAUCGAUUCAGGCCAAAUGGUGCCAAAAUCUGAACGAAUUGUCGCUGCGGGCGAACGAUAUUUUGCCGGUGGUGGAAUUGGCCCGCAAUUAUCGCAAACGUGUACCAAAAGAUCCCAACUGGCAUCGGGAGAUACUGCCCGCGCGAAAGGCACACUAUAAGAACUAUCUGCGGGUAGUGGUAGCGAUCAAGAACAAAACCACAAACCAAGUGUACGUGUUACUGAGCGAGAAGACGGCUUACCACUUUCCGACGGUUGAAAUUCAUCCCGGUCGCAGUAUUCAUUCCACGCUGAAGAAGUUUAUGAUCGAGCUGUUCGGUGCGGAUCUGCCCCAGCAUCGACCACACGGUGUGCUUAGUGUGGAGCACCAUACGAGCGAUGGGCAGGCAAAUCCAACCGAUGGUCUUUGUCUUACGGUGCUGGUCAUCUGUCGACCAUCGAUUGAAUCGGUUUCACUGAUUGGAAAAUGCAUCUGGCACGAGCUGAGCAAGGAUCUUAGCGCGCGGCUUGCAAUGGCGGUUGCCGGCAAAAAUGCCACCUUUCAGCUGCACGUGGUUCGAUAGUUGGGGAUGGUUACGAUUGAAUGUACAUUGCUUUUACUAUGGGGAAAUGGUCGACUAAUUUCUUAAGCAACACUUUUCAACCGUCGUUCAAGCAAAUCCACGCAAAAUACUCUAUAGGUUGGAGAGAUAUUCGUUAGAUUUAUGGAACAGUUCCUCAAACAAUUGGUUUCUACGAGGAAAGUGUUAUUUGAACAUUGAACAAGUAUUUUAACUUUAUGUUUUACGAUAAAAAGCCAAACACAAUAAGAGCAUACCUUUAACGAAUUAACAUGAAAAUGGCAAUUUCGCCGCUACCAUAUACAAUUGGUACCAUUUUUUAAAGAUGAAAUUGAAAAUUGUUGAAUAAAAGUAUUUAUUAAGUCAUAAAUGAAGAA
Messenger RNA from Anopheles funestus (African malaria mosquito), 2849 nucleotides. RefSeq names its product 8-oxo-dGDP phosphatase NUDT18. The transcript has 2 exons. Gene Ontology annotation, molecular function: magnesium ion binding; 8-oxo-GDP phosphatase activity; 8-oxo-dGDP phosphatase activity. Lineage: Eukaryota; Metazoa; Arthropoda; Insecta; Diptera; Culicidae. Bases 1465 to 2475 code for a protein of 336 amino acids. The record is from RefSeq and is a predicted model, not a curated record.